This is a messenger RNA of Ceraceosorus bombacis, 2536 nucleotides long. The record is from the annotation of a GenBank genome assembly. NCBI's taxonomy places the organism in Eukaryota, Fungi, Basidiomycota, Exobasidiomycetes, Ceraceosorales, Ceraceosoraceae.
AUGAUGCGCAUGGCCCCACUCCGCGCCGCCUCGUCGGCAGUGGCGAGCACUACCAGCUCCGCCGCCUCUUCUUCUCGAUCCGUCUUGGCUUCCAAUUCGGGAAUGGCAUCUCGAAGGUGCCUCCAGACCUCGGCUAAGCUGUCUCAGGCAUCCCCCGCUGAGCCUCCGAAGAUGAUCAAGCUGCAAGUCAAUGGUAGGGAUGUCGAAGUCGAGCAAGGGUGAGUUGGACAUGUCAAAAGCCGCACUGGAAGAUUCGCGGUCAACUAAAUGUAUGCUUGCCACUCUCGAUUCUCCCUCGUCAUUGUCAGAACGGCUCUCAUCCAAGCAUGUGAAAAGGCUGGAGCACAGAUUCCUCGAUUUUGCUACCACGAGAGACUUCAAAUUGCUGGUAAUUGCCGUGAGUGCAAUCCAUUGGUGCGCUGGGCUGCGAGUCAGUCCGUCUUGUUCAACCAGCUGACUCGUUCCUCACCUUGUUGCCACUCAGGAAUGUGCUUGGUAACCUCGCAAGGAGCACCAAAGCCCGUGGCUUCUUGUGCUAUGCCUGCGGCUCCAGGCAUGAAGAUCUUUACAGUAAGUAUCGUGGCCGAGCCCUAUCGUCCGGUACGCGCAGACGCUCAUCUCAAAUGCGUUGACAUCGCAGGAGGACGAAAAGACAAAGACGGCGCGAGCAAACGUGAUGGAGUUCUUAUUGGCAAAUCAUCCACUGGACUGCCCCAUCUGCGAUUGGGGUGGCGAGUGUGACCUGCAGGACCAGUCGAUGCGCUAUGGAUCCGAUCGCGGACGCUUUCACGAGAUUGCAGGAAAGCGCGCGGUGGAGGACAAGAACCUGGGGCCCCUGGUCAAGACGAUCAUGACCAGGUGCAUCCACUGCACCAGGUGUGUUCGUUUCAGCAACGAUGUAGCUGGCGUGCAGGAGAUGGGGACGUCGGGACGAGGCAAUGACUUGCAGAUCGGCACCUACAUCGAAAAGGUCAUCGACUCUGAGAUGAGCGGAAACAUCAUCGACCUGUGCCCCGUCGGCGCGCUCACCAGCAAGCCAUACGCGUUCACUACCAGACCUUGGGAACUGAAGAAGACGGAAAGCAUCGACGUUUUGGAUGCCGUCGGCUCCAACAUUCGCGUCGACUCUCGUGGCGUGCAGGUCAUGCGUGUCUUGCCCCGCACCAAUGACGAUGUCAAUGAGGAGUGGAUCAACGACAAGACCAGAUUCGCAGUCGAUGGUCUCAAGUAUCAACGAUUGACAACUCCUCUCAUCAAGCAGGGCGACCGCUUCGUCCCCGCGUCUUGGCCAGAGGCUCUCGCCACUGUUGCCGAGGGCUUGGCCGCUAGCGGCGCCAAGGGAGACGAGAUUCAGGGUGUGGCUGGUGCGCUCGCAGACGCAGAGAGCCUCGUCGCUUUGAAGGAUCUGAUUAACUCGCUCGGCAGCGAGAACGUCACCGUAGAUUUACCAGCUGGUCAACUGCCACCCGCCUCUGGCGUUGACGUUCGCUCCAACUACCAGUUCAACAGCACCAUUGCUGGUAUCGAGGAAGCCGAUGCUCUGCUCUUGAUCGGCACCAAUCCUCGACACGAGGCCGCCAUCAUCAACACGAGAAUCCGCAAAGCAUAUUUGCACAAGGGUCUCGAUGUUGGGUUGAUCGGAGAAAAGGUCGACACAACUUACGAGUACGAGCACGUCGGCAGCGACGCCAGCGCUAUCGCUGACGUUCUCGCGGGCAAGGGCAACUUCGGAAAGCGAUUGAAGGAGGCCAAGAAGCCGAUGAUUGUUAUUGGAAGUAGUGUCCUGGAGCACGUCGACGGAGCAGCAGCGCUCUCUGAAGUGGCAAAAGCGGUGCAGGCAGACAAGCGGUACUUGAGCGAAGAGUAUACAGGCUUUGGCAUUCUGCAAAGGACAGCUUCGCGUGUCGCUUCCCUCGAUGUUGGCUACAGCCCAAGCCAGCAGGCUAGCAAGACAUCGCCCAAGUUUGUCUACUUGCUCGGUGCCGACGACUUUGCCAAUGCGGAGGACAGGAUUCCGAGGGAUGCCUUUGUUGUAUACCAGGGUCAUCAUGGAGAUGUGGGAGCGCAAUAUGCUUCCGUCAUCCUGCCGUCAUCAUGCUACACGGAACACAGCCUGACCUAUACCAACACGGAGGGACGCAACCAGAUCACCCGCGCUGCCGUCCCACCACCCGGAGCUUCUCGAGAGGGCUGGAAGUGCAUCCGAGCUCUCUCGGAAGUGCUAGGCAGCCCGUUGCCGUACGAUGAUAUCCUGAGCGUGAGGGACAGGAUGUUCGACAUUUCGCCCACGUUGACGCGUUACGAUCAACGGGAAGCCACCAGUGCGGCCACCGCGCUCUUGGGUUUGAAGGACCUGCAAGCGAAGGCGAAGGGCAAGAAGAUUACGGGCGCCCCUUUGCUCAAUCCCAUCCAAAACUUUUACCAGACGGACGCGGUGUCCAGAUCUUCUCCCACUAUGGCCAAGUGCGUCGAUGCAUUCAUCAACAAGAUUGGCGACGAAGGCAGACCGGGCGCGGAGCUCGCCUCGUUCAGCUAG